AUGGCAAAAAGACUACUAGAACAAGAGCAAGAUCAAAUCGAUAGAGAAAGAAGAGAAGAAGCAUAUAGAAAUGAACAAGCAGUAAAGAAUAUGAUAAAUGAAGAUAAAAAAAUUAUUGAAAGAGAAUUGGAAAUGAAAACAUAUCAAUGCUUUAUUUGUUUUGAUGAACAUCCAAUCGAAAAAAUCUAUACAUUGGAUGAAUGCUUCCACAGAUUCUGUAAUGGAUGUUUAGAACAACAUUUUUCAACUCAAAUAUUUAAUGGAGGUGUCAAAAACAUUCGUUGUCCAGAUCCAGACUGUGGCCGUUUAGUUAGUUACCAUGAAGUUAAACAUAAUGUAGACACAUCUACCCUAUCAAAAUAUGAAGAGUUUUUAUUACAAAUUUCAUUAUCAGAAGAUCCAAACUUUAGAACCUGUCCAAGAUCAAAUUGCAAUACUGCAUUAAUUGGUGAUCCCGAUGCACCAAUGAUUGUUUGUCCAAAAGAGUCUUGUAAAUUUGCCUACUGUUUCAAUUGUAAAGAUGCUUGGCAUUCUGAUAUCACCUGCGAACAAUAUAAAAGAUGGAAGGAAGAGAAUGAUCAAGCUGAAAGAAAAUUCCAAGAAUGGUCAAGAGCUAAUACCAAGCCAUGUCCAAAAUGUAAUUCAAAAAUUGAAAAAAAUGGUGGUUGCAAUCAUAUGACAUGUAAAAGAUGUUCACAUGAAUUUUGUUGGUUAUGUUUGGAAAUAUAUAAUAAACAACAUUAUAGUUCCUCAAAAUGUAAACAAUUUUCUUAA
Messenger RNA from Dictyostelium purpureum, 774 nucleotides. RefSeq lists its product as uncharacterized. The transcript is spliced from 2 exons. The record is from RefSeq and is a predicted model, not a curated record. Gene Ontology annotation, biological process: positive regulation of proteasomal ubiquitin-dependent protein catabolic process; protein polyubiquitination; ubiquitin-dependent protein catabolic process. Gene Ontology annotation, molecular function: ubiquitin conjugating enzyme binding; ubiquitin protein ligase activity; zinc ion binding. NCBI's taxonomy places the organism in Eukaryota, Evosea, Eumycetozoa, Dictyosteliales, Dictyosteliaceae. Bases 1 to 774 code for a protein of 257 amino acids. Gene Ontology annotation, cellular component: ubiquitin ligase complex; cytoplasm.